GCCCACUUAAUUACUUGCAUUCCAAUUCAAAAUAAUUCAAAGGUAUGCUUCAAGGCCAUCUCCACGACCUUCACCGCGUCCUGCACUGCAGUCUUUGACGCUCGAAUUGGGCGAAGCUCAUGGCGUCGUGGAGCCGCUUCGAGCUCGAACCGGAGACGACCACCUUGGCCUUGCGUGGCGUUUCCAAUGUGCACAACCGUGACUCCAUCCUGCAGUUGUUGGAUACCGCAUGUGGGAGCUCGGCGAAGUAUAACUUUGUGUUUAUGCCUUUGGCUCGUUCUUCCCAUGCAGGGCUCGCGAUUGUGAACUUCGUGGAUGCCGCGAGCUGCGCCCGGUGCUUCGUGCGACUGAGGCAGAUGCAGGACCAAGGGUUGAUGGUGGGCGUCAAGAGCGUCGCUCGGUCCUACAUCCAGGGCUUCGCUGAGAACCUCGCCUACUACGUGGUCAUCUCCCAGACGGACAGCCGCGUGACGGAGCGGCCGCGGAUCUUCGUCGAAGGGAAAGAAGGAGAUGAUGCUUUGCUCGCGGCCUUGAUCGAAGAGUUCGUGACUGAGGAUCUCAAGCUGAAGGCUGCGGAGCAAGCAGAGGCGCUCUACCGCGCGCGCGGUCCUGGACCGCGCGCGGGCGCGCGGGCGGCCGCCAGAGGCCCUGGCAGCGCUCGUCCGUGGCCCGCGGGGUCCAUCCAGCGCGGCGAGGCGAGCGUGAGCGGGGAGUGUCUGGCGAUGGGUCGGGAGCCGACCGAUGAAGAGAUGAAGACCAUCCGCCGAUGGUGCCGGAGCAAAGCAAGUUCGGCUCAAUACCUGUUCUUUUCUCUUUAGGGCCUUUCGAGAUCUCUGGAUGGGAUGUGAACAUGGUUCUUGGCACAAGAUUUCGAAAAAGCACACACUCAGAGAGAUCUACAAUCGACCGAGUCCAACGGUAGACUCUGCCCUCAGGAUUUAACCUACUGGUGGAGAACUUUUGGAUGAGGUAAAGCUUGGCUUGGGAAGUGCU
Molecule: messenger RNA, 993 nt
Organism: Durusdinium trenchii
Lineage: Eukaryota; Dinophyceae; Suessiales; Symbiodiniaceae
Source: the annotation of a GenBank genome assembly